CUGCUGCCUCUGACUCCAGGAAAGAAGACCCUGGACCACCUGCUGCCUCUGACUCCAGGAAAGAAGACCCUGGACCACCUGCUGCCUCUGACUCCAGGAAAGAAGACCCUGGACCUCCUGCUGCCUCUGACUCAAGGAAAGAAGACCCUGGACCUCCUGCUGCCUCUGACUCAAGGAAAGAAGACCCUGGACCUCCUGCUGCCUCUGACUCAAGGAAAGAAGACCCUGGACCUCCUGCUGCCUCUGACCUUACAUCUCACCAUCCAGUCCUGGAAUCACAAAAAUCUGGAUCCACUUCCCUGGAUAUGGAGAUUGAUAAGUGGAGUGCUACCAGCGUUAGAGAAUCAGCUGACUCGGAUCAAGAGGAUGUGCUUUCCAUUUUAACAAGUGCCUCCAGUCUCUUCGGCAGUAAAUCAAGUCGUGAAGAAGAUGGAUUGUCUGACAGUGAUGACCCAAGGGAUUUUGAUGAAGGUGCAGGGGAUGACACAAGGGACAGUUUUUUUUCAGACACCAAGAAAUUAGAAGUGGAUGCCCAUGAUAACAAUGAGGCUCACAAAGAGUCUUCUGGAUAUAACCAUAGCUCUGAUGAGCUGGAAGUAGGUCCAGGAUCAAGUGAUCCUGAUGUGGAAAGUCUCCAUUCUGAGUCCUCUGUUAUUAAUCGUAUCAUGGAGGACGAUGCAAGAUGCAGCUUAACUGAUGAACUGGAGAAUGACAUCUCUACAAAAGAAGAAAUGCAUAAAGGUAUUGACAGUGAAGCCCAUGCCAAGGUGUCCAGAGAUGAUGAGCAAGAGGAUAAACCAACUCCCUUGCCAAGCCAUUUCCAAUUCGUACAAUGUAAAAGUCCUCUCGAGGAGUGCACAGAAAAAGAACAAUGUUUACAAAACAGUGUUGUUUUAUUUGAUAAGUUUUCAUGUCAAAACAAACCCAUCCAGAAACAAGUGACUACCUCAUACCCGAAGAGGUUGUCAGUUAAGGAAAGUUCAAGGGAUUAUAAGGAACUUGAAAAGAAAUCCAAUUGUGAUCCUAUUAAGUUCCAUGAGCCAACCAAAAAUGAAAAUGUCCUGCUAUUCCCCAGGCAGAUGAUAGCAGCUUCAGCACCAAUACCACCAAAAAAUUGUAAGGCACCCAAUGAAGGAGGAAUGUUGCUUCCAGUCAGGCAAAUAAUGGCUUCCCCAGUACAAUCACCACUUGGAAUUAGCAAGUUAUCCAGCGUAGAGAGAAUGCUGCUACCUAUUGACCCAGCACUGGAAUCCCUUACAGCACCACCACCACCACCACAACCCAUUGGUAGCAAGAAAAUACACAUCCCUCGACCUGUACUGUCUCAACACCUUGGUGUCUGUUUUGUGUUCAUGAACAGAGGCAGUUGCAGUCGCUCUGAGUGCAGCUUCAUCCACAAGAUAACAAUGGAGUGUGAGAAGUACCUUGGGGUACUGAUCCUGCAUCAUGUAACAGAGGAACAUGAGGCACAGGCAUGGAACCUCCUGGAAACCCAUCUUAACAACUGUGGCUACCCUUUACCUUUGGCUGUCACUCUCUUGCUACCCCUUGCCCAAUACCUAGUAAAAUACAGCCACAACAGACACUGUUCCAACAUCAGGGUGCCAAGUUCCUUCACCCUCCCUCUGGACAUAGCCAAGGUGAGGGCUCUGUGUGAUACUCAGCAGUCCAAGACUGCCUUAAAGCUGAUCUGUACUUACCUCAACUCCUCAGUAAGACCAGAGGCUCUCCAGCUCCUUCUCAACAUAUUUGUAAAGUUUUGUGAAAGUCAUUUUAAAGAAGAGCUGCUGAGCCCAUGGGAAAAGGUGACUUUGUGGAAGCUGGAGGGCAGUGAGUGUGAUGCUAAGUUGCAGGACUUGUUGAACAUGGAGUGGCUCAGAAUUCACAUGCAGGAUGAAAAUGCCAAUAAGGUAUGGGAUGUGUACAGGCACCUGACUCAGUCUAUGAGUUCCCCCAGUUCAUUCUUCACAAACAUCACUUGUCAAGUUAUCAAUUUCUUCAAUCAUCAAGGACAGCUACAAGAGAGCUUCCGUGUAUUGGAGGAAGUGCGGCGAUUGCGAGCCAACAGUAAUUUGAUCUUCACGGCUCUCUUCCCUAUCAACAGGAAAGUUGUUCCAGCUGUUGCUGAGGGCCUGAAGGAACUGAGCCAGCUGGUUUGUGAGCUGCGUGUGCCCAUGUCGCAGAGGAGGUGGACCCAGUUGCAGAUUUACAUGAUGGACAUUGGAGAUUUGUAUCAAGCAAUUAACCUGAUCUCUGUGCAGAUCAGUUUUAUGACACCAAAAGCGCACAUCUUAAAGCGGCUACUAGAGGAGUGCCUUAAGGGGAGCCCCAUUCUUUUGAAACCCUUAUGCAACUUGGUGUGCUUGCUCCCUACGGAAGUGCUGGUGUCAUUGCAACCUUCACUGAGUGACAUGAUGAACGCCACUGUCUGGGCUAAACCUUCAGUCCGUCACAUUCAGUUCUCAAUUAUUCAACACUGCAGGAAAUCUGGGAUUAAUUUGAAUCCUUCACAAGCUCCAGUAGUAUCUAAGGUGGUAAAUGAGGCUGAACCAGGCCAAGCUAUUUCUAAUAUACCCCCAUUAGAAUGUAACUCCAUGAAGAGACCUGAUAGCAACAAAAACAGCAGUGACAAUAGUAUUAGAAACCGAAGCAACAACACCAGCUGCAGCUGCAAUAACAAGAGCAAUAAUAACAACAGCAACAGUGCCAAUAACAUUAGUGACAGCACCAGCAGUGAGAUCAUAAUGGGGAAUCUGCAGACCAGUACUUCUUUAGUAGGGUCAAUGAACAUUAAGAAUGAAAAAAGGAUACAUGAAGUUCAGGGUAAUGAUCAUCUGAAAGGUAUAGCAAAUGAUGAUGAGCCAGUCCAGAGUGUGGUGACUGAUGGUGCACCGUCAACCAUGCUUGAACUGACUGAGUUGCCCCUGCCACCAAGCCCCACUUCCCUUCCUCCAUCAGGUUUAGCAGAACCAUUAGGUAAUCAUGAUCCACCCAUGCAGCCUAAGGCAAAAAGCAUAGUCCUUAUCAGACCAGUUUUAUCUAAUAAACGGGCAACCACUGGAAGAGAACUUCAACACCCUCAACAGUCAGUGGUAGAAAACUCAAGUUAUCAGCAACCCUCCUUGGGGUCGUCUUGCAACUCUGACACAAAAGACAAAACUUUUAUAAAUAUUGACCACGGGAAGUAUACAUUUGAUUUGAAAGGUCUCUUGUUGACCCCAGAAUCCACAGGUACUUCUGUUAAACUAGGUCAUGAAAACAAAAAAAGGGGACAGGAUUCUGGCACAAGCAGGAGUGUAUUGGAACCUAAAUCACUCUAUUCCGUGUAUUACCCUGGCUCUGAUAUCACUGGGCAGGGUGCCCCCUCUAUCCCCUUGUGCACAAAGCAGGAGCUAGAUUCAGAGUCAACUAGUAAGAAGGUCAGCAAUCUUGAGAAGGUUGCACAUAACUUGCUAGAGGCUUCAGGAGAGGAUAGCAAAUUGGGAGGAGUUGAAGUUCCACAGUUUCGUAUAACAAGGAAAAGAAAUAAUAGAUUCCCAAAAAUAUCCUCAACUCAGUAUAUUGGAAAUGGUGGCCAAAAUGUAAAUCAGAGACCAGAAUUAAACUUGCCUCCGUUUGAUUCAACUACUUAUAUGGACAUGGAAGAUGAUUCAGGGUUUGGUAAACCCCAAAAUUUUUCUCAGGAGUCUGAAAAAGUUUUUAAAACUUCAUCCAGUAUGACUGAUCCUCUCCAGAAGGAACAACUUGACCAUUAUAGAAGAACAAGAAAUAUGAGAGCUCAGCAGACUAAUAGAUCUUGGAAGAGUCUGCAGGAAUAUGAGCAAAGUCAGUUCCCUGCUCAGUUUACUCAUAUGUCAUCUAUUUCUUGCAACACACAACACCACCAGUGGUUUCAACAAGAUAAUGAUGGGGCAUUGAAUCAUCCCAGUCAUCCAUCCCCCACUCAAGCCUCUUCAUCUUCCAUGUGUUCAGAGUUUUCUGAUCCUUACAUGCAUAGCAGCCCAGCCUCUCAUCAGUCUUCCAGAAUAAGUUUGAGGAAUGACGAAUAUGGUCAUCUGGAUGCUGGAAGCAGCCUUGUGGGAGAGAGUGUGUCUGUGCUACAUGAAAUUGCUGCCAUGAAUAGCCGGGAAGAGAAGAAACAGAAGCUCACAGAAGUUGCUGCUGCUCUGACGGAUGGCAACAACAUCUUCUCCUCGGGCACUAGAAUCACUGCCAUUGUGAAAGCUUACGGGAGUGUAGCCUUGAGUGCUGAAGAGAAAGAAGUGGUGGGAGCCUUAGCAUUAAAAAUCAUGAAGGAAUGCAUAUGGCACAAAAUCUACAGGGAGGCAGAACUGGUCAUUGUGACCCUACAUCAACAGAGGUUUUCCUUCUUCAACAGCUUGGCUGUGAUGAAUGGGGAAAGCUAUUCUGAGCAGCAGCUGGCUAUCAUGGCCCUCAGAGUGCUCCACUACAUGGCAAACCACAAGCUCUUCAUUAGCAUUCUAGAAGAUACUUGCUGGUCUGGGAACAUGGAUGAUGUGAGGACACGGCUGGAGCUUCUGUCUGAGGUGCUGGAGCAGCUAUUUGAUUCUGAACCCAGCCAGAUUAUCUUAUGGUGCAGUGGAAGGGUCCUUGCUUCCUUGGUUACCUACUAUCACCAAGACCUUCGUAUACUUCCCAAUUACCACUUCUUCAUUGAUCUACCAAGUCUACUUGAGGCAGCAUGGAAUAGGGGUGAAGCUUGUGGAGAUGUUGAAGUAAUGGAGCAGUUUACUGUGACCCUGAGUACUGCACAGCGUCUGGGCCUCCCUUUCUCCCAGCAUUUCCUGUGCAGGCUGAGGCAGAAAGGUGUCAUAGUAGACAAUGUAGAUACAUUAGUUCCAACAGAGAAUCUGCAUAGGCCACUCCAGCCACAGAUGAAUCAAAGAGGUCCUGUCAGUCAGUGGGAGGUUAAUGUGAGCAGAUUACCAAGAGGCAUCGAAAGAAAUAUGAGAAGAAAAAGAGGGGCUUUCAGAGGAUUUUCAAGAAAUGCCUGUAAGCGAGGAAAAUGGUGUGGUCAGAUCGCAUUCAGAGGGAAAUAAGUUGAUUAAGCAUAUAAAUCUGCUGCAAUUAACAGUACUUAAUAUGCUCAAUAGAAAACACAAAUCACCUCAUAAUUAAGUUGUAUAGUACGGUCAGCUCUGGUAAAUUUCAUUAUGUGAGGUAUCAGUACUUACAAUGGAGCGUUCACAUAAAUUGUUAUAUUCGAAGAUGUUAGAUAUAUGACCAUGAAUUUGUAUUGUUUACAUAGAAAAACUUGCAAUUUUAUUUGGUUCAAGUUGCUGGGUACUUGAAUAUGUUUUUAGAGCUGAGAAAAAAGAGCUGAUGUAUUUUUCAUAUUUUUUUAUUUAACUAGAAUUCAGUUUUCUGUACAUUUAAAUAAUUGCCUUUGUUACAUAAUUUCAAUGUUCAUUUAUGUAACAGUGAUAAACAUGUGUUUAAGUUAAAUCAUUGUAAGGCCAGCUGCAACCCCGUAAGUCAUUGGGUUGUCAGUAUGAAGUAUUUAAUUGAAAACCUACUUUUAGUUAGUUUGGUUUCAAGAGUAGAGGGUAUUUUUCUUUUGUGAAUCUACUAGGUAAUUGUUCACUUGGUCAGUAGAUAAGCUAUUACACCUGACCUCCCCUUAUUCAUGGGUUCAUUCUUUGUGUCUUCCCAAAAAUGCAUAAAGGUGGCCUCAAAGGAGAUUUUGCAGUGCCACUCCAAACAUUCAUGGUCAGCCCAAGGACAGUUUGGACAUUCUUAAGGAAAGGAUGAUAUAUACAUGCAAAAAGCAGCAUAGAAUAUCAUUAGUAUCAUUAUUCAUCUGCUAUACAGACUGACUAUACUGUAGGUUACGGAAACUUCUUGCAAAUGCUUAAUUUUUAAAAUCUUUUUUAACUGUAACAUUUCAUGCUAAUUAUUUACUACUAAAGACUUUUUUCUGUAAAAAUCUGGUGAUGAAAAUAUGAAAUGUGUACAAACACUGGAGCAUAAUUGCAACCACCUGUUCAGCUGAUAAAACAAAAAACUAACAGGUCAUGGUGGUAGGGCUGGGGAGGCACUGGUACAGUCAUUAUCGGCUAAAUAAGAAGAGUGCAAUAUUCUGUAUUCUUGAUACUAUUCAUACACACACAUGUAGGUAUGUAUGAUGACCCAUCAGUGCCCACCAGUACAGGUACUGAGUGGUUCGAUACCAUUACUGUGUUGUAUAGCUGGUACUGUGAGUACCAAUACUAGUAUAUUACCUGCCCUACCCUACUGACAGGACCUGUUUGUUUUAUGUUUAUCAUCUGAACAACUGUUAGCAGUUAUGAUCCAGUGUUUAUACAAACAUUCACAGGGAUCCAUGUUCCUUAACGCAGAGAAUGAGAGGGGACAGGUGUAUUAAUUUUAAAAUUAUCAAAAAACUAAUUGGAGUAAUGCUAUGAACACUGGUAAAACUACAUAACCUACCCUCAUGAUGGUAAAACUACAUAACCUACCCUCAUGAUGGUAAAACUACAUAACCUACCCUCAUGAUGGUAAAACUACAUAACCUACCCUCAUGAUUGGUAGACAAAGUAACAUAUGAAACUGUUGAUUUCAUGUGAUAUAAGCAUUCAGUGUCUAGUAAUAGGUAUUAAUAUUUACCAUUGAUUCACACUUAUGGUAGUCAUUUAAUGGCUUUUACCUAAAGUGAUUGCCCAUGGUUGAUUUCAACUUUUCUCUCCAGCUUUUGCAUUUCACAGUUAUCAAGAACUCCUUUACAUUGCCUCAUCAAACUGAAUUUUUAAUGGCUUUUUUGCAAAAGCUUGGGAGUGCCUUGCAGACAAGUGAGAAAAAGACAUAGCAGGCAGAUUGUGUAUAUCCUGCCCUCAUAUUGCUGCAUCCAUUUCAGUAAUCACAAAUAGGAUAACAGUGGUCGUGAUUUAUCACACUGACGAAGGAAACCGUUCACAAACAUAAAGAAUCAUACUAAUGGAAAUAGAGCUCAGGUUAAUAGAGAAAUAUGAUAAUUCAAUGAGAGAGUACAGUAUCUGUAAAUCAAAAAUGAGAGAAGGGUGAGCAGAGAAAACUGAGUGGGGUUCUUGAUCAUGCACUUAAAUGUGUAUGUCUGUUACAUGUGCACAUGCAUGCACACACACAUAGGAGGAACAAGGAUCCAUUAUAAAUGAGUUUGAUGCUAUAUUUGUAACAUUCCCAAGGAUAUUCAACUUAGGUUAUUGGUAGUGCAACUAAAUCCCUCCACAUUUAAUGAACACAGAAUAUACUUAUGUAUAUGGUGGAAAUUGUUGAUAUACGAGUUGAGAUCAAUAAUUUGAAUUAUUACUAAUACAAUGUUUGAUAAAAGGAACCUAUUUUUGCAAUGCAGUUUGGUAAUUGUCAUUUGAAUUUUACUUUUAUUUCCAGUUAAUAGAUUUCUAUUCUUUUCCAAUAAAAUAGGUUUCAUU
Molecule: messenger RNA, 7427 nt
Organism: Eriocheir sinensis (Chinese mitten crab)
Lineage: Eukaryota; Metazoa; Arthropoda; Malacostraca; Decapoda; Varunidae
Exons: 16
Coding region: 306-5060 (1584 amino acids)
Source: RefSeq, a predicted model, not a curated record